GGCGGCCAUCUUGCUCCCACCCCUGACAGCCUCCGGCCGGGGUCACAGGGACGCCUGGACUUUCGCUGACCAUGCUGUCCCGAGUGGUGCUUUCUGCCGCCGCCGCAGCCGCCCCCGGUCUGAAGAACGCAGGCCUCCUGGGCCCGGGGAUAUUGCAGGCAACAAGGAUCUUCCACACAGGGAAGCCAAGUCUUGCCCCUCUACCACCUCUCCCUGAAUAUGGAGGGAAAGUUCGUCUUGGGCUGAUCCCUGAGGAAUUCUUCCAGUUCCUUUAUCCUAAAACUGGUGUCACAGGACCCUACAUGCUUGGAACUGGGCUUAUCUUAUAUUGUCUCUCCAAAGAAAUAUACGUGAUUACCCCAGAGACCUUCUCCACCAUAUCAGUAGUAGGGUUACUUGUAUAUGUAAUUAAAAAAUAUGGUGCCUCAAUUGGCGAAUUUGUGGAUAAACUCAAUGAGCAAAAAAUCGCUCAGCUAGAAGAGGUGAAGCAGGCUUCCAUCAAACAAAUCCAGAAUGCAAUUGAACAGGAGAAGUCACAGCAGGCUCUGGUUCAGAAGCGCCACUACCUUUUUGAUGUGCAGAGGAAUAACAUUGCUAUGGCCUUGGAGUUGACGUACCGGGAACGGCUGCAUAGGGUGUACAAGGAGGUGAAGAAUCGCCUGGACUAUCACAUCUCUGUGCAGAAUAUGAUGCAGCGGAAGGAGCAGGAGCACAUGAUAAACUGGGUGGAGAAGCACGUGGUGCAGAGCAUCUCUGCACAGCAGGAAAAGGAGACAAUUGCCAAGUGCAUCGCAGAUCUAAAGCUGCUGGCAAAGAAGGCGCAGGCACAGCCAGUUAUGUAGUGCACCUGUCCAGGUGGAGGCCAUUAGAAUCAGUUGACUCAUCAGAUGGAAACUAAAUGUGACUGUUGCCCUCUCCUGAAGUUACACUUUAUCUUUCCUAAAAGUGAAAUUUGGGUUUCAUAAAAUGAGAGAACUCUUGGCCAGUCAUGUUUCUCAUCCUUUGUUCUAUGUAUUUCGAGUUGUUCCAUGAUCACGUUUAAUGAGCAGUUUGCUUUUAUUAAAACAUGCUGCCUGACUAAAAGAUUAUUCAGUCACACUUUGAAAUUAUAAUUAAUUCUACCAUCCUGCAAUAAAGUGAAAAUUGAAAUAUU
This is a messenger RNA of Lepus europaeus (European hare), 1153 nucleotides long. RefSeq names its product ATP synthase peripheral stalk-membrane subunit b (gene ATP5PB). The transcript is spliced from 7 exons. The record is from RefSeq and is a predicted model, not a curated record. The coding region runs from base 72 to 842 and encodes 256 amino acids. Gene Ontology annotation, biological process: proton motive force-driven ATP synthesis. Lineage: Eukaryota; Metazoa; Chordata; Mammalia; Lagomorpha; Leporidae. Gene Ontology annotation, molecular function: proton transmembrane transporter activity.